GAUUUCCUACCCCUCCAUUCGGGUGAUCUUCGUCUGAACAAUUUCUUCCUUUUACAAUACAACUCCCAAAGAUCAAACGAACACUGGGCCGCAUUGAUACCCAAACAUCUCACGGCUCCCAUUUGGAUCUGUGCCACCAGAACAAGCAAACAUUUCCCUCAAUAAUCAACACACAGCAGUGAACUGUCAUGGGUCGACCAAAGCGAAACGUUGUCGCUGCUGCGGAAGAAACUUCCACCCCUCCCGCAACCUUGACAUCCACUCAGUCGAUUGCCCGUGUCAUCAAAGCAGAAGGAAAAUCCCUUUACUCAUGUGCUCUUCCCAAUAAAAAGACGGUUCUAGUCGAGCUUGAGUCCCGGUUCCGUAAUACAAUCUGGAUAAAACGCGGGGGCUUCGUGUUGGUUGACACCAAGGAAGCUGAUGUCAGACAAAAUAAGAUUGAUGGCGAGAUCAUCAAUGUAGUUCGCGACGAGCAUACAUGGCGCAAGGAAUCAUAUUGGUACGUCUAAUUCUCCGGAACUCCUGGAGAACACUUUACUGAGAGUACCUUUUGCCAGGCCGAAGGAAUUCCCAAAAGCUUCUGAGUACGCAGAGGAUUCUGAUGAAGAGGAAUCCACCGUUGGAAAAAUGCCGCCUAUGGAGGACUCGGAAGACGAAGACGAAUAGGAUUCAUUAUUGCCUUGGUCGAUAAUCAUAUUCGUUUCUUGUUAGCUGUGGCUUCGCUUUUAGGAUCGCCCUUCAAAUUGUCAAAGUCCUUACGAGUCCCCCACCACACACCGAUGACCGUCGCAAACAAAAUACCCACCGCAACCAUCGAGCUGGAAUCUGAACUUGGGUACACAUUCCAAGCCCAUUCCUGAGCCGCCCACAGGAUAUAUUGAAGGACCGGAUGCAUACCGCUCCGCCAGAGGAGAAAAGGCGUCGCAAGUGCUAUGUAGACAUAAAAUUGGUAGUGCAGGGACCUCGCAAAGAGCAUUCCAACGGCGUUGGCCGUGAGAAUUGUCGUCAGGAUGUAGUUGGCAGAAAGGCGACUGGCGACAGCAUUUUGCAGCUUUCCAAGGGGCUCUUGGAACUUCAGCGCAUUCGAAAUAAACCUCAUGAUCGACUUGUCGGCCGGCUUCAACCACCUAGUUGUAAUGAAGAGCAAAAGUGUGCUUACAUGGCCAGCUAACAGAGCCAUUGAAAACUCUCUGCUCAAAAAUGUUUCUUCUCCCACGAAUCUCCAAUUCACAGUCCAUUUGAACAUAAAUUGUCUCGAGAACUCGAAAGCUCUUCCCAAGUAGCCAAGUGUGUUUAUUGGUAGAAAGGGAAAUGCGAUAAUGAUUUGGACCUGACCCAUCAGCCACGCGUGUUUCAAGGCUCCCCGCACCCCCCUUCCUAAGAACAGCGUUACUCCUACCGCUGGAAGUGCCAACAGCAGGGUCAUUUUAGUCCCAAGCCCCCAACUAUAUGCCAAACUCCCCAGUGUCCAUAAGCGGCGUUGAAACAUAUAUAUGGCAACCCAGAGGAAGAAGACC
This is a messenger RNA of Hymenoscyphus albidus, 1517 nucleotides long. Lineage: Eukaryota; Fungi; Ascomycota; Leotiomycetes; Helotiales; Helotiaceae. The record is from the annotation of a GenBank genome assembly.